UUAAACAUAUAUCCUAUCUAUCGAUAUUUUUUGACAUAUUGGUUAUGUUUCUUAAGCUGUUACAGUAAAUUUAAAUAGUCGGGCGCCAUAUUUCAAAGUGAAAAGUUCCCAAAAUGUCCUACCAAUUGUAUCGUAACACCACUUUAGGUUACGCAUUACAAGACACGUUAGAUGAGCAAAUUCAGCAAGGCAAAAUAUCACCAGCACUUGCCUCAAAAGUUUUGGGUCAAUUCGACAAAAGUGUUGUAAAGAUGCUAGGCCAAUCUGGAAAUGCAAAAUGUGUCUUUAAAGCGAAUAAACUUAAUAAUUAUCGCUUUUGCGAUAAUGUUUGGUCGCUAUUUCUGAAGGAUGUCGAGUUUCGUGAGGCGGAGCGCUCCAUUACAGCGGACAAAGUUAAAAUAGUAGCGUGCGAUGGUAGACGUAACAAAUCCAUUUCGCAAGAUGAUUUUUACCUAUGGUAGUUGGGUUAACAUAAUGCGCGAGAGGCAGUAGUCUUUCCAAAGUUCUGAAAUAUUUUAAAUCCAUGCGCAAUAAUGGAAAAAUUAUUAAAAAUAA
Messenger RNA from Teleopsis dalmanni, 555 nucleotides. Its product is annotated as transcription initiation factor IIA subunit 2-like. Gene Ontology annotation, cellular component: transcription factor TFIIA complex. The transcript is spliced from 2 exons. Gene Ontology annotation, molecular function: TBP-class protein binding; RNA polymerase II general transcription initiation factor activity. The record is from RefSeq and is a predicted model, not a curated record. The coding region runs from base 114 to 461 and encodes 115 amino acids. Gene Ontology annotation, biological process: RNA polymerase II preinitiation complex assembly; transcription initiation at RNA polymerase II promoter. Lineage: Eukaryota; Metazoa; Arthropoda; Insecta; Diptera; Diopsidae.